Messenger RNA from Egretta garzetta (little egret), 2585 nucleotides. It is a transcript of the gene OIP5, whose product is annotated as Opa interacting protein 5. Gene Ontology annotation, biological process: CENP-A containing chromatin assembly; chromosome segregation. Gene Ontology annotation, cellular component: nucleus; chromatin; chromosome, centromeric region. The coding region runs from base 17 to 409 and encodes 130 amino acids. The record is from RefSeq and is a predicted model, not a curated record. NCBI's taxonomy places the organism in Eukaryota, Metazoa, Chordata, Aves, Pelecaniformes, Ardeidae. The transcript is spliced from 4 exons.
CUGGGAGGAUUCGCUCAUGGUCGGCCUCGAGGGAGCCCUCCUGGGAUGUGCUUACAAUGCAUUAUCCUGUCGGUCAUGUGGCUUGAUUGUGGGCUUCAUUCUUUAUUCUGCCCCCAGAGACCUGGCAUAUCUCCGAGGCUUCUUCUGUUUCUUUAAGGACAGCAUCCUCUGUUAUCUCUUAAAAAAACAAAAGAUAAUAGAAGCUUCUAAGGUGAAUUUUCCUGCUGUGACCUUAAAGGAACAACUGCGGGAACUGAAAGAAAAGCUUGUGGAGGUCCACAUUCGCAUAGAUAUGCUGAUGAAGAAGCUGCAGGAAGUGGAACAAAAGAAUAAUGUGGCAGAGAGGCAAAGCUCUGCAUCAGAUGCAGUUGGCCUACUGCCAGGAUAUGCGAUAGUCAGGGUCAACUAAGAAUAUGCCAUUUUCAAGAACUGCUGGAGUUGUUUCUGCAUCUCUGCUGAAUUUUUUUCAUUAUGAUGAAACAAUGCACCAGAACAGGUUUGAGUGUUGAUCUGGCACUUUAUCUGUAUAUAGAAAGAACUGGUACUUAAGUGCAUCCCUUCAGUCGAAGGGGAACACCUGAAAAUCUGACACAUGGAAGUUCUGCUUGGAAAAAUUAAUAGCUCACCCACGCGGCACAUCACUCUGACAGUAUAACUAUGACUUUGAUUCUCUCUAAUGACUUCACAGGGAAAACCAGCCUUUGAAAUGCUGAAAUCAGGUUUCUGGAACUAUACAAAACUUACCGACAAGAUGAUAUUCCAGAGGAACUAUUAUAAAUUGAAUGCUCUUAGAGAGAUCUAAAGUUCUCGUCCUACCUUUUUGUAUAGAUACAGUGUUAAUGGCAGGUAGCUGUGUCAAGUGGCUCAUUAGCUGCAUCUGGUAUGCAAGGCAUUGCUAAAUAGCUUUCUGAUUAGUUCUUUUAGAUUUGCUGGUGUGUGUGUGGCCUGCAAAAGCAGCAAGCUAGCAUGUCAUGGAAGCUGCACAGUGCGCUUAGUGCAUAGAUCUGGAAGGCACAGUGCUGGCUGGUGCGCAAGGUUUUGGAUUUCAAAUUCAAGGACAACCCACGUGCCUGCCAAGUCCUCUGGAAGUGCUGCCCCGAGGCUGCACAGGACUGAGUCGAGUUCUGGUAGCUCCAUAAAGCUUAGGCUGUGAGCAGCUGCCUUUAGCAGAUUGGAGCUGUUCUUUCUGGGGCUGAAGCUGUGAAACUAAGGGACAGUCUUCUCUUUCACUUAGCUCAGUCAUGGGAACACUGCUCUGCUGAAGUUGUGAUGGUCUGCCUGCUGCCUUCCCUUGGCCAGUCAAGAUUUUUCCUAAGAAAUACCUAAUGGGUACUCAUUGGGAUCUCUGUUUUGAAUGGGUUCUGCUUCUUUCCAAACAUCUAGAAAGCAAUUUGAUGGAAAAGAAAGAAUGCUACUUAUCCCAUGUUAUCAAGACCGGGUAUCUUUAUGCCUUUUUCUUGUUAGUUGGAAGAUUAAGGGUCUUUUCCUCUCCCUUUUGUUGCCUAAAGGGCUGAUGUUUUAAAAGCCUUUUGUCUGUAGUAAUCCAGAGAGGAUUGUAUUUACUUGACAAACUUAAUUUCAGUGAUGCAAUUUGCUAUUCCCUUACUACUACUUCCAUACAUGACUGGCAGAUUGCACUCCCCGUCACUGCUGAUGCCAGUACUCCCUGUAUUUCAUAGACUUAAUUGUUUUAUUUGUAAAAUAACUCUUGUAAGGGGCUUGGAGCAGAGGGCACAAAAUGCACUUGCAAGGCACCUCAGAGGCUAAAUUUAGGUGGGCAGCUGGUAAUUAAACUACUAAUGUUCACUGUGCUGCUUUUUGAUUAACAGUUCCAUGUGGUCUUAGUCCACUCUGAUUAAGCAAUAACAGAAUAUCAGCAGCUCUUCUGCAGGGAGAGGAGGGGCAUGCUCUGCUAAAGUCUAAUACUGUAUGCCAUCUAAAUUAUUUCUAUUGUUUAUGUUUUACAGAUUUGACAGGCACAUGUGCAAAAAUACAGUGCUUUUCAAUGACAGCUAAAUUCAGGAUAUCAGAAGUAACUACCUGAAGUAAAUGUUAUGCUCCUGCAAGAUCUGUUUCAUUGCCUGUAGGGAUAAAUGUUAUCUUUGCUACAAUGAGCUCUAUCUUCCAUCCUUAACUGGAAGGCUGUUCUUAACAGUUGUCACUGUAUAUUUAUGAAAAGUUUGGAUUUGCUGUAUUUGAUUAUUUCAUUAUUAAGAACAAAGGAGUUUUUAAAGUUGUGUUGUGCAGUGACUUCUGUAUUAUGUUUAAGGGCCUGUUGGUCUUUAAGUGGGGUGUUGUGACUAAACUAAUUUCGUGCAAGCAUCUCCCCAUCUUGGAUAAAUGCCUUUCAUUGUAUAACUUCACCUUUGUGUUACUUUCUAAGUGAUGGUCCUUUUGUUGUUGCUUCAGUCUAAGAAACAUCAUUGAUAACAGGACUACUCACAUUUGGCCUUUUGUUCUGGUUUCUGCAUUGAGACUGUUUCUUGCUAUAUACUUUAUAUCUAUACUGUGUAUAUAUACUGUGUAUAAUAAUGCUAAAUGGUCUUGCUUCAUUGAGCCAAGUGUCCACCCUUAAAAGGAAAAGA